UAAUUUAUCUGCAACUGACAGUGGUCAGCUGUUUGCUGCCUGCACCACAGGAUAACCCGUGAAAACUUGUUUCAAGGGAGAAGUGUCCACCACAACACCAUGUCGGUAGGAGAAAGAAAACCCUUGUCUUUAGUGUCGAAGAUCUGUUUUGGACUGAGUGGAUUUUUAGACAUGCCCUGGACCGUAUUUGGAGCUUAUGCUAAUAUUUACCUGGUGGAGAUCGCUCAGCUGCCGCCGUUGUUUGGGACGUCCGUUGCCUUCGGCGGCAGAGCUUUGGACGCCGUCUGCAAUUUCAUCGUUGCACCACUGAUUGAGAAGACAGACACGCGAUGGGGAAAAAUCAAACCAUGGCUGCUGGGAUCUUUGCUACUUUUCGCUCCCAUGUACACCCUGGUGUGGUAUGACCCGGAUGUGGUUUUAGAAGGCAAGCUAGCCUGGUAUCUCGUGCUCUACAUCUUAUUCACCUUGGCUAAGACGGCAUUAGCUGUGUCCACCCGCACUUAUGUCAUGUACCUAAGUCCUGACAGUGAGGACAGAGACUCUGCAACUGCCUACAGGGGACUUUUCGGGCUGGUUUCAAUGAUAGCAGGGAUAGCCAUACAUGGACAAAUUGUUGCCUCGUACACAAAGGUCCAGAUCGGCCCGUGUGCCAAUGGCACCAACAACCCCGUCAAUACUACGAACAGCACUAUGGACCAUGCCUUGUUGGCUGAAGAGAAAACGGGUUACCUGAUAUCAGCUGGUGUUAUUGCUGCCAUUACUUUUGUCUGCAUCCUUGCGCCAGUUGUUGGAACGACAGAACAAAGAGAUAAUUCACAGACGUCUUCCCAGGAACGCAACCUAUCAGCCUUAAAGAUGCUCCGGGCAGUUUUGACGUUUCGACCAAACGUCUACAUUUUGGGGAUACAAUUCUGUGUCCAGAUAACUAUGACUACAAUGCUCGGGGCGGUGGUACUCUAUGUACAGUUGGCGUUAGACCUUCCGGAGCAGAUCCAUAACGCCACGCUUAUAUUUGCGGUAAGUCUUUUAAAGAAACCUUCUUUAAGAAAUUAAUUCCAAUAUCCAAAUAUAUGUUCUAUUCUAAAAAGAUUCGAUUGUUAAACAAUUCCAAUUUCUGAGCACAAAUAUAAUAUAUAGUAUGAAGUCUUUUAUCUGUAUCCACAAAAUUUCAAAUGCAAUAAGUGUCGAGAAGCUUAUUAUUAAGUGUGACCAGAGCUGACUAGAACAUGUUUCUCAUGGCAUGUAAUUCGCGGGGUAACCAAUAUCCCUUGCUUUUUAAAGGGAUAUCUAGGAAUAUCAAGUCGACGAUUUAGAACUUCAAUAUUUUGAAAAUUUCUAUUACAAUUUAAAGCCAACGUCCGUUGACUCUAAAGCCCUAAAUAUCCUGUAUUUAAGCACAUAAGUUACGAAUAUAGAUCACCCCACAGAUAAAGGUAAACUAUCGUUAAUCUACAAUUUAUCAAAAUCUUCAUGAGAAAUCUCUUCAUAGUUUUACUAGAAUAAAGUCACUAUGUUUAACUUCCAGCAGAGCAAGUUGACACGCACACAUCAGAUUGCAGACCAUUUUUGUACGUUCUCUCCCACCGAAUAAUACCAGGUGCUACAAAGUAACGAUCGCAAUAAUUUAAACAUUAACGAAUAUUGACAAGCUCUAUUAUAUAAAACUGGA
Molecule: messenger RNA, 1669 nt
Organism: Branchiostoma floridae (Florida lancelet)
Lineage: Eukaryota; Metazoa; Chordata; Leptocardii; Amphioxiformes; Branchiostomatidae
Product: sodium-dependent lysophosphatidylcholine symporter 1-B-like
Exons: 9
Coding region: 100-1053 (317 amino acids)
Biological process (GO): carbohydrate transport
Cellular component (GO): membrane
Molecular function (GO): symporter activity
Source: RefSeq, a predicted model, not a curated record